Sebastes umbrosus (honeycomb rockfish) is the source of this 15920-nucleotide messenger RNA. RefSeq names its product piccolo presynaptic cytomatrix protein a (gene pcloa). The record is from RefSeq and is a predicted model, not a curated record. The transcript is spliced from 26 exons. Bases 252 to 12878 code for a protein of 4208 amino acids. Gene Ontology annotation, cellular component: GABA-ergic synapse; glutamatergic synapse; cytoskeleton of presynaptic active zone. Gene Ontology annotation, molecular function: structural constituent of presynaptic active zone; metal ion binding; protein binding. NCBI's taxonomy places the organism in Eukaryota, Metazoa, Chordata, Actinopteri, Perciformes, Sebastidae. Gene Ontology annotation, biological process: protein localization to synapse; presynaptic active zone assembly.
ACGGAGGACCCCCCUCACAGAGGAAAACUGUGGUAACUGUGGUGUGCAGCUGCAGAGAUGCGCGACACAGAAAAACAAGGAGAGAUGAGAGAGGAAAUGGAGGGACAGCACAGGGGAGGACAUUAACCAACCAAUCUUGAGAUGCUCCGAGACACCGAGGGACACCGUGUUCGCUGCGCACUUUGGACAUAAAAAGACGCGGAUUGAUCCGAACACGGAGAGGAGGAGACGGUGGACGGGAGGGGUUUAUCAUGGGGAACGAAGCGAGCCUGGAAGGAGAGGGAGCAGGAGGAGCAGGGCCGCUGUCUGGAGGACUACCAGAGGGGCUGGCACCCGACGGGAAGGGCGGCUUCGUCCGGGUCCCCGGUGGGACUCCGGUGGACCUGAGUGAACUCAGCGAGGAGCAGAGGAGGCAGCUCGCCUCCAUGUCAAGGGCGCAAAGCAGCAGGCAGCAGCAGCAGCAGCCUGGAGGCGCAGCAGCUGCACGAAGACCAUCAGUAUCUGACACCCACCAGCGGUCCCAGCAGGUAGGGGCCUCCAGGGGCCCUACAGGUCUCAGUAAGAGUCGCACUGUAGACGCCUUCAACCAGGGUCCACCUGGUAAGCUCACGCCGGGCCGCAGCCCCUCGUCACUCAGCCUUUUCGAAUCCAGAUUCCGGCAGGAGCCAAAAGACCCAGAUACCAAGUCAUCCGGCAUGUUUGGCUCCAGCUUCCUCAGCGGGGCCAACCCCCUCAGCGCCAUGACCUCCUCUGUCUCCUCCUCCAUCUCCUCCAUGGGCGACACCGUCAACAUCCCCAAGUUUGGACUCUUUGGGGACGAGGAGGAGGGAGACGCUGCAGCAACACCUGAGUCCAAGCAGGGAGGAAAGUCACCGGGCAAGGGCCCUCAGCAAGGGCCAGGUCCAAAGGGACCACAACAGGGAGGACCUCAGAAACAGGGUCAGGGCCCUCCUGGACAGGGGCCAAAGCCAGGGCAAGGACCCCCUGGGCAGGGACCCAGGCAGGGUCAGGGACCACCAGGCCAGGGACCCAAAUCAGGCCAGGGUCCUCCUGGUCAAGGACCCCCUGGGCAGGGACCCAGGCAAGGUCAGGGUCCACCAGGCCAGGGGCCCAAACCCGGCCAGGGUCCUCCUGGCCAAGGACCUCCUGGGCAGGGACCCAGGCAAGGACAGGGACCACCAGGCCAGGGUCCUCCUGGUCAAGGGCCUCCUGGGCAGGGACCCAGGCAAGGCCAGGGACCACCAGGCCAGGGUCCUCCUGGCCAAGGACCCCCUGGGCAGGCCCCCAGACAAGGACAGGGACCACCAGGCCAGGGGCCCAAACCCGGCCAGGGUCCUCCUGGCCAAGGACCCCCUGGGCAGGCCCCCAGGCAAGGUCAGGGUCCACCAGGCCAAGCACCCCCAGGGCAACAGGCCCCCAAACCAGGUCAAGGACAACCAGGUCAAGGCGCCAAACAGGGUGGCCCUCCCCAGCAACAAGGACCUGGGAAGCCUGGACCCAAACAGCAAGGGCCACCAGGCCCCGGGGCUCAUACUGGAGGGCCUCCUGGUCAGCAGGGGACUGGAAAGCCUGGAGGUGGACUCUGUCCACUCUGUAAGACCACCCAGCUGAACAUUGGGUCUAAGGACCCGCCUAAUUACGAUAACUGUACUGAGUGUAAGAACCAGGUCUGCAGCCUCUGUGGGUUCAGCCCCCCAGACUCAGCGGGUAAAGAGUGGCUAUGUCUGAACUGCCAGAUGCAGCGAGCGAUGGGAGGUAUGGAUCCCCCCGGCAUGACGAAGCCCAAACAAGGCUCAGCUCCGCCCUCGCCCCAGAGACAGGCGCCCGGCAAGCCUGGCAAGCUGCUGAUAAAGCAGCAGAGUACCACCGACCCAGGGUUAACGCCGCCAACCACGCCGAGGCAGAAAUCCCCAGGUUCGACCUCUCCUGGGCCGCUUUCCCCCGGCUCCUCAUUGGGAGGAUCCCCCAAGAUCGACCCUAAGACAGGCCGCCCCAUUCAGCCAAAAUCCAGUCCUCAGCAGUCUCCGGCUAAACCCAAACAGGAGUCCAGCUUUUUUGGGGGAUUUGGGGGAGGUAUCAGUCUGGGAGGCUUGACGGACUCGGCCAAACCUGCUGCGGGCGAGUCCGUUACGGGAAAACUGUUCGGCGGGUUCGGCGGUUUGAUGGAAUCGUCGAAGCCUCAAGCGCAGACCGCGCCGAAGCAGGAGGAGUCAGUGGCGGGGAAGUUGUUUGGAGGUUUUGGAGGGUUGACGGAAUCGGCGAAAUCUCCCGCCUCUGCUUCUCAGAUGUUCAGCUUUGGAUCGUCACUCUUGAGUUCGGCCACCAAUCUUGUCUCCGGGGAGGAUGAGAAGGCAGCGGGUUCUCCACCCGGGUCCCCUCUGGAUUCUGACCCCGGCUCGCCACCUGAGUCACCCUUCUCUCCUCCUGGGUCUCCUCCCGAUUCGGACUCUGCUCCCGACACCCCACCUGCUAGGUCCAAGAAACCCCCCAGAACCCUUUCUGUGGAGCAGGACGAGAAGACGCCGGCGGCCAAACCUGCACCUGCACCUGCACCUGCACCUGCACCUGCACCUGCACCUGCACCUGCACCUGCCUCAACAACCAAGGGAAGCUGCCCUCUCUGUAAUGUGGAGCUGAACGUCGGCUCGGCAGACACGCCCAACUACAGCUUCUGCACCGAGUGCAAGAAGACAGUUUGCAAUCUUUGUGGAUUUAAUCCGACUCCCCAUUUAGGCGAGAAAGAAUGGCUCUGCCUCAACUGUCAGACCCAAAGAGCCAUGUCGGGCCAGCUGGGAGACGUGCCACCUCCAGCCAUGGCGUCCCCGAACAAGCAACCACCUGCUCCUGCUCCCUCUUCCACCCCUGCUCCUGCUGCUGUAGAUAGCAAACCUGUAGUAGAAGCACCAGACCUAACCCCACCGGCUCCUGAUACCAAGGUGAAAACAGCAGUGGAGACCUUGAAAGAGCCUGGGGAGAAAGAAUUGGCCGCCAAGGACAGCAGUCCCACCAGCCCAUCAGACCUAGCCAAGCUGGAAAGCACCGUCCUUCCCAUUCUGGAGGCCCAGGCAAGCACACAACCAAAGGACGAUGAGGAGAAACUAACAGACACUCUAAAGACCAGACGUAAACUAGAGGUGCUUCCUCUCUCGCCUGACUCACCCAGCUCAGAAGAUGACAGGGAACUUUCCGAGAAGAAUGCCAAAGGUACCACAAAGAAAAAGCUCCUUGUGCCCAUGGAUGUCAGGGCAGAUUCCCUGGAUGAUAGCAGCGAAAGCUUUGGAAAAGAAAGCCCGAUGUCUGGGGAUGAUGAGGAAUUUAUCCGGAAACAGAUAAUGGAAAUGAGUGAGAAUGAGGAUGGUUCCCCGUCUGAUGAGGAAAACCUAAUUCGACGCAAGAUCAGAGAGAACGAGAAGAAACAGAUGGAACAGAAGACAACAGAGGCUGUAGAGAAGAGUACAUCGGGAAAAGCCAGGCGACUUACCAAGAAAAGCACUAUCAGUCCAGAUGAUGAAGAAGAUAAGCAACUCCGUGGCUCAUUGGAAAAACCUGAUAUAGACAAAGAGGAAGGACAAGAACCAAAAGAAGAGGAGCAACAGACUGGUACUGGAGUUCGCAAAUUCCAAACUAUGGAGCUGAAUUCAACCAGCAGCCCUAUGCGUAUACAUAAUGAUGAUGGAGAGCCUGAAAUGGAAAGCCUUACAGACUCUCCAGAUGAUCGGUCUAGAGGUGAGGGGUCAUCCAGUCUACAUGCGUCCAGCUUCACACCUGGGACAUCCCCAACAUCCCUCUCAUCACUGGACGAAGACAGUGACAGUAGUAGUCCCAGCAAUAUCCGUUCUGGUGAGGGUAAACAACACAGGAAAGCCAAACACAGGCAACCUGGUCAAAUGCUGCCAACUAUUGAAGACUCCUCUGAGGAAGAAGAGUUACGGGAAGAAGAGGAGCUGCUCAGGGAGCAGGAAAAACAAAAGGGCUCUGGGAAAAAAUCCAAGAAAGACAAAGAAGAGAUUCGAGCCCAGAGGAGGCGAGAGCGUCCGAAGACACCACCAAGCAACCUUUCCCCCAUUGAAGAUGCCUCGCCGACCGAGGAACUGAGGCAAGAAGCUGAGAUGGAGGAAAUCAGACGAUCAUCCUGCUCUGAUUUCUCCCCCAGUAUUGAAUCAGAUUCGGAAGGAUUUGAAAUCCAUGCCGCAAAGAUAGCAGCGGUUCAGAAAACCUAUCGACUGCCUAUAUCAGUAUCUCUUCAAUCCCCAACAGACGAUCAAAAUACUGAUCAACCCCAGAAAAAAACUCUCAAAUCUGCUGAUGAGGCUUAUGAGGAAAUAAUGCUGAGGGCUAAGUCUCCAACACUUGAGAAAGGCGAGAUUCAAAUGGGAAAAGAGUCUCUUUAUGGAGGUAUGCUUAUUGAAGACUACGCCUAUGCGUCUCUUAUCGACAAUUCAACAACUGAUCUGGGGGAGCCAGAGAAGAUUGUUGUUCCUGCUCAGCCCAGAACGCUGAGAUCACCAGAUGAAGUUUAUGAAGACAUGAUCAAGAAGAGGAAGGAAUUCAUGAAGCUGGAGCAGGAGUAUCAAAAUAUGCAGCCCAAAAAGGAAAGCACUACCCCAGAAAUUGUGUUGCAACUUGCUGAGAAUACCUUCUGCCAUAGCAGCACAGUAACGUUAGGCAAAGAUGGAAAGCCAUUGUUGGAUGCUGAAACUGCCUAUGAAGAGCUGAUUAAAAGAGGGCUGACUCCUGGAACAAGUCCAACUCAGGAGCCAGAAGUGGAAGCCACUGCAUCUCGACGGGCACUCCACCCCAUUCCAGACUUGAGGGUGACGCAGUGCUCUUCAGGAGAGUUGUCUUCUGAUGAUGAGAGUAUGAUUAAAAAGGAAGAGGAUGUAACUGCGGUAUCAGACACAUCAUCAGCUGUGGAAACUGAGCCUGUGACAGUGGUUUCCGAGUCCCCUCCAUCGUACACAUCAGACCAGCAACCUCACACCACAAUCGCAGAAUCCCAGGCUGAUGUUGUUGACUUAUCUAGUGCACUCCCAAAAACAUCAGGCCCUGUAAUUGCCAGUGUAUCACCCUUGCCCACAGUUCCCCAGUACACACCCGGUAUUCCAAGCGUAGUGUCAACUGCCCCACCUAUACCCCCCAAGCCAAGCGUCAUACGUAGGGCUAAUUCUCAGGAAAAAGCGGAAGUACCUGUUGCACCGCCACUGCCUCCUCCCACCCCACCAAAACCUACUGUUUUUCCCAGGAAGGCUCCGGUUCCACUUCCACCUCAGGCGUCAGCAACUCCAAUCAGGCCAGAGGUAGUGGCUAUGACUGCAGCCCAAGGACCACCUACAAGACAAGCAGUUACACCAAUGUACAAGCCUCAUGUUCCCCCUCCUGUUGCCCCGAAGCCAUCCAUUCAUGCAGGGAUUGGGGAUAGCCAUCGACCAGGACAUGGUGUCAAACCACCAAUUGCACCAAAGCCGGGCUCACAGCCUUCUUCACCUGCCCAUGCUCCACAUCCAUCAAGACCCACCGUACUGCCCACUGGUUCUGGUAAUGACACAGCCCUAAAUCUGAGCCCUUCUUCUGAGAGCAAGCUGUUUCAACCCUCACCAAAGUCUCCCUCGUCUCCAAGAUAUGCCAGCAAUCUUCGUGACACAUAUGUAGUCAUCACACUGCCAUCUCAGCCCAGCUCUCCAGUAGACAGCAUCUCAACUCAAGCUCCCUCUAGCCCUGGCCCAGUAUCUCCUUUACGCCAAGCUCAGCCCCAAAGUUAUCACCAACCACAGCCUCAACCUCAAUCUUAUCCACAGCAGCAUCCGCAACCAGCCCCUCCUCAAACAACCAGGGUGCCUCUGGCAUACACGCGAGUCACAGAAUCCAUUGAAAGUCAAGAGAUUUGUGGCCCAGAAAAACAUGUAUCUAGUUCUUGUCACAUAAUUGAGGCUAUAUCUGCCUCGGCACAGCCGCCUGUGGUUAUGCCUAACCUGAUCUCUCAAUUGGUCACCACCGAAGUCCAAAGGACCACUUUCUCUGUUGUUCAUGAAAGGACAUCACCACCAGUGCCAGCUCCAAGGGCAAAUGGCGUCCCAAUCUCAAUGGAGAAACCUAAGCCCCAAUUGCCAGCACAGAAUGGACAGGCCGUCCAACCUUCUGAGGUGGUAGACCUUAGGACUAUGAAGGUAGACCCUCAAUCAGACAUGAAUGGUGUGGAUCUGUCCUCUGGGCCAGACUCAAGACGUCAGUCCUUUGCGACUGAUGUCAGUCGUCAGAACAGUGCAGUGCAGUCACGUGUGGUCAACCUCAGUGCUGAAUCAUCCACUGUUUCUAUAAUGACUGAUAGUAUCACCAUUGUGACCUGCUCUGCCACAAUUCAGCAUUGUGACAACGUAGACACCUCUCAAUUAUCUUCAGUGCCCCUUCAGCUAACGAAAAACAAAGCAUUUGAGCCCGUUUCUCAAAUUAUAUAUCGGCCAAUUGAUUCUCAGCCCUCCUUUGAUAGUGGUACAGAGAUCCCUAUCAACCUCUCAGUUGGAUCAAGCACAGGUGGAGGGACUUUCCAGACCACCCCUGUCACUAUUGCACCCACUUGUAUUGCAAGUUGUGUCGCUAAUGGAUUAACUACUGGUACAACCACAGUGGCAGGAGCUGUUGACCUCAGCACGACAAAACCAUUCAACACUAUGGUAUCAGUGGAUGCUGCUUCUGCAGACGUUGUCACAGCUGUAAUCACAGAUGAUGAUGGCAAACCAGUGGAUCUGACUGGAGGAAAAAGAGCUGUAUGCUGUGAUGUUGUGUACAAGCUCCCAUUUGCAGGAAGCUGCACGACUCAGCAACCUACCACACCCCUGCCUGAAGAUCGUUUUGGAUAUCGUGAUGACCAUUACCAGUAUGACCGAUCACCUUACGGCAUGAGAGGGUUUGGUGGAAUUAAGCCGUCGAUGUCCGACACUAACCUAGCAGAGGCUGGCCUGUUCAUUUACAAGAGUAAGAACAGCUAUAAUUUCAGUGGUACCACAGACUGUGCUGUAGAUCUUACCUCAGCAAAGAUUUCGGAUGCAGGUGAAGCUGUUGACUACUCCAAGAAAGGAACUUACGCAGGAAUGACAAUUCCACCCUAUUCCCAAGCCAGAGUCACAAGUGCUGUUGGUACACUCUUUGGUACAAGCAGCGUCUUGAGGUCAUCAAAUGGGGUGGUCUAUUCCUCUGUUGCGGCACCAAUCCCAUCUACGUAUGCCAUUACCACUCAACCUGGGUCCAUCUUUAGUACAUCAUACAACUCUCUAUCGGGUAUGCAUACCAGCGACACCAUGCCUUCCCUGUCCAACCUCCAGAAUUUGCCCCUUACACGCUCCCACAGUUUCCUGUCCACCAUCUCCACUACCGCGACAGAAGAACAAGGAGAUGCCCCACUCAAUCUAGAGAUCUCUAGAGUGGGUAGUACUUCUGCUUUCGCCACAGCAACAGCCUCUUUAUCCCUCGACACCUACACCGAUGCAUCCCUGGAGGCCAUAGCUGCUUCACUGGAGGCUCUGUCUUCACCCAUGGUUCCUGGGGAUGGCCAGUAUCAGGCGGAGCGUGAGAGGCUAGAGAUGGAGAAACUCAAGCAACAGCGCUUGGCGGAGGAGUUAGAGUGGGAGCGCAAUGAGAUUCAGCGGUUCCGAGAGCACGAACAGCUCUUGGUGCAGAAGGAACUGGAGGAGCUGCAGUGCAUGAAGCAGCAGAUCCUUGACCAGCAAGAAGAUGAAAGACAGGCUCACCUUAUGAUGCAGAAAGAAACCUACGCCCAGCAACAGCAGCAGCUUGAGCAGAUUCAGAGACUCCAAGAGCAACUGCGCAUGCAACUGGAAGAGCAAAAACUUCGUCAGAUGUACCCAGGUGGGGACAUGCCAGGGCACGGCGUGCAGGAAGCAAUUGUCUUAGGACCUGAUGGCACAGUGCUGUCCCGAAAGAUCACGGAUAGCGGGUGCCAGACAGAUGAAGAGGAUGAGGCAGUCAGCAAAGCUUACACAGCAGGGAGAAAAAAGAGAAGUGCUAAAAAGAGUGUUGACAGUUGUGUGCAGACUGAUGAUGAGGAUCAAGACGAAUGGGAGGCUCAGACAAGAAGCCGACAAAGCCGGCCACGCACUUCCAGGGGUGAUAGGGGUGGGCAGUCAGAGAUGUCUCUUAAAGCUCACACUGAGAUUUCUAUACAAACAGAUACAGAGGGCAACAUUAGAAUGGACACGAGGAUGGAGCUGUCUGACUCUGAAAGGACCUCACCAAACAAACGACCUACCCCCUUAGAAAUAGGCCAGUCUCCUAACCUCAAAGUUGAUUCCUCUACGCUUCAAGCCCCUCCUAAAUCUCCCAAAGUGCUCUAUUCCCCAAUAUCCCCCUGCAUAUCUCCUAGCAAAUCCCUCGAGUUUGUGUCCUAUGAGAAAUCGCUGGGUGAUACAAGCCCGCAAAAGCUAAGAGGAAGUGCGGAUCCAUCAAAAGCCUCUCCACCAAGUCCCCGGGGACCCAAAGCCAUGCAGAGAUCCAUGUCUGACCCUAAGCCCAUGAGUCCAACAGGAGAAGAAAGGGCAACAUCUGGCACCCAGUACAGUGAUACGGGGAAAGGCUCAGGUGGCACACCAACAGGCACUCAAAAGAAGGUGAAAAGGACUCUCCCCAAUCCACCGUCAGAGGACGAGUCAACGACGAGCGGCCAGACAGCAUACAGCACAGGUUCGGCCCGCCGACGAAUGUGCCGCAAUUCCAACAUGGCACGUGCCAAGAUUCUGCAAGACAUCGAUCGUGAGCUAGAUCUGGUGGAGCGCGAGUCUUCCAAGCUCCGCAAAAGACAAGCAGAGCUCGAUGAGGAGGAGAAAGAGAUUGAUGCCAAGCUUAGGUACCUGGAGAUGGGCAUUAAUCGUAGAAAAGAUGUGUUACUAAAGGAGAGAGAGAAGAGGGAAAGGGCCUAUUUACAGAGCGUUGCCGAGGACAGAGACUACAUGUCAGACAGCGAGGUUAGUAACAUCCGAGAGACGAGAGGUGGGCGCGGAAGUGGUGAAGACGAGGAGAUUGAAGAUCAUGGUCUUGAACGUCCCAGGACAGCUCCCCAGUCAGAACUGGAGGACUUUGUCCCACCUCAAACCAAGCAUGAGUAUGGAAAAUACUCCCAGUAUCAAUACAAUCAAACCCAAUACCAGCAGUCUCUCUACCAGACUCCCCAGUCCUACCAGUCUCAUUCUCUCUACUCCUCUGUCCCCUCGCUCACUAGUGCCCAGCAGCAGAGUUACCACCAGAUGCUCCUGCUGCAGCAGAAAGCCGCCAGACAAGCCGCCCUCCUCUCAGAGCUGGACGCAACGAAAUAUGAAGUCAUUAGCCGCCAGCCUGAUCCCACAUCAUCAGCCUACCUGGGAGUCAAGUAUGACAAAUAUGGCAACCACCUUGACCUCAGGGCCUUGGACGUGGGGAGUAUAGCACGUAGCCCCAUGUCAGCAGUUUCUGACUCCUAUUACACAGAUGUAGACCACCAUACACCUCGGAGUUACAUGUUGCUGGAAGAUGCUGCAGAGCUGGCUAAGGGCUCCGUAGGUAUGUCUUCAUCUUACAGUCUGGCUGAGAGGGAGCUGGCCAAGGCGGAGAAGCUGCUGCGUAGGAGCGCUGCCGAUCUGGGGUCUACUGACUAUCUGGGAUCCACCUCUAGACUCCAUAGCUAUGGAAAGACCCCAGAUGAGGAGGAUACAAUGGAGGAACCCUACGAACUGAAACUCCUGAAGCAGCAGCUCAAGCAAGAAUUCAGGAGAAGCACGGGUGGGACGGAAAGCUUGGAACAACUGACAGGCCUCUCCCAGAACUACUAUACCCCGAGCUCUAGCAUGUCUAGCUACUCCCAAAGACACUACCCAAAGACAGACAAGUACAGCAUCAGUCGACUUACUCUAGAGAAGCAGGCGGCUAAGCAACUCCCAGCAUCCAUGUUGUACCAAAAACACAAGACUCCAUUGUUAGAGCCUAAGAUCUCCUCCAAGUAUUCCUCUAUUACAGACAACAGAGGUUUGGAGACGGAUUAUACCAGCUAUCUUGGGUCUACCAGCGCAGCUGCAAGAGCCAGCCGGCUCUCGCAAGAUGAGCUCACCUUCGGCCUUCGUAAGAAUAUCGCAGAGCAACAAAAAUACCUUGGGUCCACCUUGGGUGCCAACUUGGCUGGGUCACUAAACUUGGGCCAGAGCUUAGGUUUGGACUCUGCCUAUCCUAGUGGCAGUCGCUCAAGACCCUCAUCCAGGCCCACAUCUUGCUACGGCCUGGACUUGUCCAUCAAAAGAGACCCUUCUAGCUCUUCGCUGAGGCUCAAAGGGGAUGGUGAAACAUCCGGGGACAUACCAAGCUAUCAAACCCCCUCCGGUCGCACCAAACCUACAAGCCUUCCCAUUGUGCAAAGUGGCCGCGGCCGACUACCCAUAGUGGCCCAGAACUCGGAGGAAGAGAGUCCGUUGAGCCCUGUCGGACAGCCUAUGGGCAUGGCCCGCGCAUCAGCAGGACCACUGCCGCCCAUCUCCGCUGAUUCAAGGGACCAGUUUGGUUCCUGCCUGUCCUUGCAGGACUCCCAGCAGCAGCAACUGAUCAUGGAAGAGCCAACCAGGGGUAGGGGUUAUGUGCUGAUGGAUGACCUUCAGGGCACCAUGUCAGAUAGUGAAGCCCUAAGUGAUUCCAUGAUGGCUUUGAACAGAGACGAUGCGACCAAUGCCUACCACCUUAGACGAGAGGAGACGGACUGGUUUGAAAAACCUAGAGACGGGCGGUCGGAGAACGGACAAGAAAAGAGACAGGGAAAAGGCCCGUACUACCCCUUCCCUCACCUCAGGGUCAAACUGCAGAGGGAUCCCAAAGACCGCAGUGUCUCAGGAAAUGGUCUGGGUAUCCGUGUGGUUGGAGGGAAAGAGGUCCCUGGCAGUAACGGAGACAUCGGAGCGUAUGUUGCCAAAGUCCUACCUGGUGGAGCUGCAGAACAAACAGGAAAGAUUCUUGAAGGAAUGCAAGUCCUGGAGUGGAAUGGUGUUCUUCUGACGGGGAAGACCUACGAAGAGGUGCAAGGGCUCGUCGGGCAGCCGUGCAACGAGGCAGAAGUGUGUGUCAGACUUGAUCUCAACAUGCUGGCUGAGUCUGACGGUUCAGAGCACCUGGAUUUCCAGGAGCACAGCAAAGGUGACAGACCUCCCAGGUCUCCAGGUGUUGACCCGAAGCAGCUGGCGGCUGAACUGCAGAAGGUGUCCCAGCAGCAGGCUCCCACCUCCACCUCCUCCUCCAGCCUGCCCCCCACCACCUCGGCGACCUCCAGCCCCGGCCAGCCAGGAUCUCCCUCCGUCAGCAAGAAACGCCACGGCAGCAAGACUGCAGAGGGAAUGAAGACCCAGACCCACCCCGUCUCUGGAGAGAUACAGCUUCAAAUCCACUAUGACAAGCAGCUCGGCAACUUGAUCGUUCACGUCCUGCAGGCCAGAAACCUCGCCCAGCGGGACAACAAUGGCUACUCUGACCCGUUUGUUAAAGUGUAUCUCCUACCAGGGAGAGGUCAGGUCAUGGUUGUCCAGAACGCCAGUGCUGAAAACAAGAGGAGGUCCAAACACGCAGGCAAGAGUCUCAACCCCGAGUGGAACCAGACUGUCAUCUAUAAAAACAUCCAUCUGGAGCAACUGAGGAAGAAGACCCUGGAGGUGAGCGUGUGGGACUACGACAAGUGUUCCUCUAAUGACUUCUUGGGAGAGGUCCUUAUUGAACUGUCCAACACAACCCAGCUGGACAACGUCCCGCGGUGGCUCCCCCUGAAGGAGCAGAGCGAGGGGGACCACCACCGGCGCUCCCACUCGAGCCAGGGCCGACACGGCUCCUCUAAACCGUCCUCACAGCACUCCUCCCCUAAAACCACCGGCUCCGCGCAUGACAAUCAGGACUCCCCAAAAUCAUCUGUCAUCAAGAGCCGGAGCCACGGGAUCUUUCCGGAUCCGGCCAAGGACACGCAGGUGCCCGCUAUCGAGAAAUCUCACAGUAGCCCCGGCACAUCGAAGCCUUCCCCGUCCGAGGGCCAGAGCCAAAGCCACGGACACAGCCAACACUCUCGCUCGCACGGCGCUUCACGCUCCAGCAAAAACGCCGCGCGGCAACACCAUCAGGAUGGCGGCGCCGGACGUGGAGGCGCUGCCGUAGCAACGGGCGAUGCCCUGCAGCAGCAGUCGCAGCAGCCGCAGCAGCAGCAGCAGCAGCAGCCGCCGCAGCCGCAGCCGCCGCAACGCCUCCAACCAACUCGGUCGAGCUACAGAUCCGGCGAUGCCCCGGUCACAGCGGCGUCGUUGGACAGCGGCCUGAGCGGCAGCGCCUACAGCCUAUUGGACGAGGAAGGAGAGACGAACGAGGUGGACAGUGCCAUCUUCCAGGUGCCCCGACUUGGAAAGAUCCCAAACGGCACAGAUGCGAUGAAAUCAUCAAUGGGACACGGUGACACUGAAGGUAAGUCCCAGGUAAUGGGGGAGAUAAAGAUCGCUCUGAAGAAGGAGGUUAAGACGGAGGGAGAUCAGCUGGUCCUUGAGAUUCUUCAAUGUCGCAACAUCACCUACAAGUUCAAGUCUCCAGACCACCUGCCUGAUCUGUAUGUGAAGCUCUAUGUGGUGAACAUCGCCACCCAGAAAAGGAUCAUCAAGAAGAAGACCAGAGUGUGUCGUCACGACCGCGAGCCAUCUUUUAACGAAACCUUCCGCUUCUGUAUGAACCCGGCUGGACACUCUCUACAGCUGUUCCUGGUGUCCAACGGUGGCAAGUUUGUAAAGAAGACCCUGAUCGGGGAGGCCUACGUGUGGCUGGACAAAGUCGACCUACGCAAGCGUGUGGUGAGCUGGCACAAGCUGCUCGCCAGCACUGCCCAGAUCCACUCAUAGAAGGAGACUCGAUCUAAAAAAAAAUAAAAACUAAGCCUGUGAGGGCGCGAAGAGGUUUCUGUCAUCUGGGGACGCUUAGGUUGAACAUCUGUAACACUGAUCCACUCUUGUUGGGUGGGGCAAAAGGGUGGUUUGGGGUAUGGGAGUGGGCGAAAUAUCUCUUUCUUCAAUCUUUGUUUCAGGGCUCAGAGUGUUUGGAGGAUGCUUUCGUUCGCAAGGGCGGCUCUGAUGGUGAUUUCUGUCGUGCAGGAAGUUUGAAGGGAAGUGCGUUUACAGGAAAUGAACACAAGUUUACAGGACGUACAGUGUACAGCAGUGUAGCCAGGGCUGAGGGGAACACAGGUGCUGAGUUCAGAGGUCAAGCACGGAAUCAACCAGGUAUUACACACUUUAAUUCACAACACACACACACACACACACACACACGCGCGCACACACAGUUACUUAAGACAACUUUGCACACUCAUUCACGCAGAAGAGAAAUUUUAAUUCUACAGGGAAUGGACACACUUGUGGAUUUAUUUAUUUAUUUAUUUAGAUGUUUUAUCCAUGAAAGAUUUUUCCUCAUUGCUUUAUUAUGAGCGCAGAGUUUUAUUGAUUUACAAAAAAAAGCAUUUCGGGAAUGAAAUAUUGAAGACUUCCGCUGCGGAGAUCCUCAUAUUUAUUUUUGUAUUAUGAUAUUAGCGUAGAGUUCUAUCAUUUUGUCUUCUCCUCAAUUAUUUAAAAAUCUAUCCUGUGAAGGAAGCAUAGUAUAUUUUAUAACACACUACCUAGCAUUCCCGUUGAAGAGGAAAAAAAAAAAAGAAAUCACAGCAAGCAUGAAUUUAUUAACAAAAUCAUCUCCUUGUUCACUUUGGAUCCCGUCUUCUCUCUCCGUAAGUGUGAGUUCUAUCAAAUGAUCAAUAUUGAUUAUAUAUUGAAUUGGACACUAUGUAUUGUGCGCAUGAUGAGUUUAUCUAUUUGGUAUGCACAAAAAAAAAAUCACCUCUAAGGUUCACUUUGUAUAUAGUGAAGUGUCAUAGCUGGAAAUUAAUUAUAAUAUAUAUAGAUAUAUAUAUAUAUAUAUAGAUAUCUUUAUCACAGACAAUCGAGUCUUGAUGAUUGUGACAUAGAGGUUUUAUUUACCCAUGAUGCCCCUUAGAAUGUGAGACAUUUACCAUAUGAGAUUUAAGUAUUUUUCUUUGUGAGAUCCAGGCACAUUAUAUAUAUCAGUCCUGCUUUCAGUUGUAGGAGCAACAAACGCACGCUUUUUGUGGUAUUUUGCACUUUUUUCCGCUUAGAAUGUAAAACUGACGUCAACAUCCUGAGAUAGCCAGAGAUUUUUUUUUCUUUCCAAAGGGGGAGGAAGUAGAGAGGUAAAGUAAAGAUAUUGAUGACAAUAUCAGGAGAUAUUGUGGCGAACAAAAGAUAAAUGUGCCGGAAAUAUCCAUAUAAAAAAAAAGCACUAUUACCGUUCUAAGAUACGACGAUGCUAUUACAAUAGCAUGCUGAUGUUUUGUCCCGGCUUUUUUUUCUCAUAAAUGUCUUGAUAUUACCACUUCAAAUGUCGUCUUUAAAUGUCUACUCUGUCCAUUAUGUCUUGAAAAAGGUCAUUGUGUGUGCUCGUAUUCGGGGGUCAAGAGGCAGGACAGCUGGUUCAUUCACCAUUUAUAAUCAAAUUUAGCAGUGAAAAUUAAUAUCUUAGUGAUUUCUAUGCAACAUCUACUGUGUAAAGGUGGUGACUGUAUCUUGACUCUUGAAAGGUAACAUUUGUUGUGAUUUUUUUUCUUUUGCACUCCUUUGUUUUCAUGUCCUCCAUGAAUUAAUAUGAUUUUUUUUAAUUUAACGUGUUAUUUUGUAUUGCUAAUAUGAAUCUUUAUUUAUUGCCAGUGAGACUAUUUCAUAUGUUGUAUUAUAUUGGUUUACAGUAUCAGGUGUACAUAAAAAAUAGUUUUGUUUUUAUACACAAUGUAGUGCUUGUUUACAAGGUUUAGAAUGGCCUGAAACUCAGAGAACCAACUUUCUUGUCCUCGUGCACCAACACACACUCGGAAAUUAAUAUUCACAGAUCCCAAAUUUAACAUAGUUAUGAAUUAAUAUAAGAAAAAACAUUCAAAUGAUUCCCAUAUUUUUAUGCACUCCCCCUUUGAAUAGUCUCCAGUAUGUGUGAGAAAUGACCAAAAAAGACAACAUAAUCAAUGGAUGUUAUACCUGAAAUUAUAGUUUUAAGGUCAGUGUUUUGUUUUUCUUAUUUUUAUACCCAUGUGCUUGUGUGUAGCAUCUUCAUACCAAGUCCGCGCAUGUCAUUGGCUCUAAUCUCUUCUUUUAAGUGUUGUCUGUCUAAAAAUAUCGACUUUAAAAUCUCUCGAAUUACACACACUCUCACACACACACACACACACACACACAGAUGCUAUCUCUCUAUUUCCAACCUUGUAAAUACAUAGCUUUUUAUACUGGGGUUUGGGGAGCAAUAGGUCUUUUAGCAGACAAAAACAGGUGUGUGAUCAUAGAAGUAAAAGGAAGUUGUUUUUCUCUCGAUCAAUGUACAGCGGAUAGACUGAGAAACGACCUUAUAUGUCUGCCUAUAGGGACCCAGAUUUAACCCGACCCUUUACACCAAAACACUAAAGGUUUACCAGAUGUCUAACUACACAGAAGUCUAUCGUAAAACAACUCAAAAGCAGUUGCAGGAGAAUUUAAAUGUGCUCACACUGGAUGUUGCAUGUUUCGUUGGUGGUUCAUACUAUUUUUGUGUCCAGAUAUUAUUAAAGAAAAAAAAACGAAUGAGGUAGAGAAAGAUAUAGAACAAAAAUGUUAUAGAGGGGGAAGGGGGAUAUUAUGAAGAAAAACCUAUUAAAAAUUAUUGAUGACGUAUGCUGACUGUACAAAGAUUAUGCUUGUAAAACCUGUCUGGUUUUUCACUUGUAAGUAAACAGGAAAAAAAAAUCUACUGUCAUGGUUUUGUGAUUGUAUACAGGAGGUAUUGAUAAAUUAUGCAAAUUGUGCUGUAAAAAUGGCUGUUGCCCCAUGUCUAAAUAUUAAAUAUCAGUACAAAUGAAA